Molecule: messenger RNA, 2028 nt
Organism: Chenopodium quinoa (quinoa)
Lineage: Eukaryota; Viridiplantae; Streptophyta; Magnoliopsida; Caryophyllales; Amaranthaceae
Exons: 5
Coding region: 1-2028 (675 amino acids)
Source: RefSeq, a predicted model, not a curated record
AUGCGGUGGCAUAAUAAAGGACAUGCUGGUGAUGAUGACGACGGUAUUAUGAGACACCCAAGAGAUUCAAAAUCGUGGAAGUCUUUAGAUGAGCUAUAUCCCGAAUUUGCUGCAGAUGCACGUAAUGUACGCUUGGCUUUAGAUAGUGAUGGGUUCAAUCCCGGGGCGAACAUGAGUAGUAGAUAUAGCAUAUGGCCUGUUAUGUUGGUACCUUAUAAUUUACCUCCUUGGAUGUGCAUGAAAAGAGACAACAUGAUGUUGUCAUUAUUAAUUCCCGGCCCUAAAUCUCCUGGUAAUGACAUAGAUGUUUUUUUGCAACCUUUGAUAGAUGAGUUGAAGGAAUUAUGGGAGAGUGGGGUACAAACCUUUGAUGCCCAUAGUAAGGAGACAUUUAAUAUGCGAGCAGUGUUAAUGUGGACAAUUAGUGAUUUCCCAGCAUAUGCCAAUUUGUCUGGCUGGAGCACUAAAGGGGCGAAGGCUUGCCCUAAUUGCCACAAAGACACAAAUUCCGAAUGGUUGAAACAUGGCCACAAAUGGUGUUAUAUGUGUCAUCGUGUUUUUUUAGAACCAGAUCAUAAGUGGAGACUUAAUAAGAGGUUCUUUAGUAAGAAAGUUGAAAGGCGCGCACCACCUAAUCCAUUAUCAGGGAAUGAUGCUUUGGAGCAGCUACAUGGAUACCCUAAUGUGGAAUUUGGUAAAGAUAAUAAAGGGAAACGAAAAAGAGGGGAAAGAUAUAUUGUUCACCAGUGGAAAAAGAUUAGCGUUUUUUUCAAUUGCCUUAUUAGAGACAUCUGCACAUUUCUAGACUUACCUGGAAAGAACAAAGACUCUGUAAAUGCUCGGUUGGAUUUAGAAGCCAUGAAAAUGCACGAUGAUCUUCGACCGAAGAAAGUAAGGGACAAGUAUCAAAUACCGCGAGCCCCUUUCAACUUGACCUUACAUGAAAGGAGGAAAAUUGUCACAUUUUUAUCGAAAUUAGCGUUCCCCGAUGGUUAUUCAUCUAACAUUUCUCGAUGUGCUUCUUUGCAAGAUGGAAAAAUCAUAGGAAUGAAAACUUAUGAUUUUCAUGUUUUCAUGCAAGAUUUGCUUACCCUGACCUUUCAAGGUGUCUUAGAUGAAAAAGUUUUAGAACCUUUAAGAGAGCUUAGUUUGUUUUUUAAGCAGCUUUGCGCUAAGACCUUAAAAGUAGCCGACUUGGAACGAAUGGAAGCAAAUAUAGCAAUCACAUUAUGCAAGCUAGAACGUAUCUUUGUUCUGGCUUUCUUUGAUGUGAUGAUUCAUCUUCCCAUACACUUAGCUACAGAAGCAAAAUUGGCUGGACCUGUGCAUUAUCGCUGGAUGUAUCGAUUUGAAAGAUAUCUCUCUAAGAUUGAGACACAAUUCAAUCGUUUAGAUCAAAAUGAGGAUAUGAACUAUCCACAACUUCAUAGUCUUUCGGUGUUUUAUAACACCGGCAAGACAUUGGGGAAGCCAAAUUUAAAGCAAUUGAGUAUUGAAGAUUGGAGAAAAGCUCAAUUGUAUGUUUUGCAGAAUUGUGAAGAAGCACAACCUUUUUUUGAUGAGUAUGAGAAUGACAUAGGCCAUCGAGAUGUUGAAUUCUGCAAGUGGUUUGAGAAUAGAAUUAUACAACUUUGGGAAGAUAAGGAUGAACGAGUUACAGAAGAAUUAUUGUGCUUGGCACGAGGGCCAAUGAAGCGUGUUGUAACUUUUGAUGGAUAUGUUAUUAAUGGGUUUAGAUUUCACACUAAAAAGCGUCAAAGACAUCGAAAAACCCAAAAUAGUGGCGUUGUUGUAUUAGGGGAUGCAGAGAGUGGAGGGAAGGACUUUUACGGGACUUUAGAUGAAGUUAUUGUUCUGGAGUAUGAUGCCUUAGAAAACCGAACAAGUCCUAAGGUGGUAUUGUUUAGGUGUAAGUGCAACAAACUCAAGGUAGUCAAGAACAUGAAGGAUCAUCAGAUAAUCCACUUGAAACUCAACAGGAUCCUCAUUACAUCACCUUAUUUGAGAAAACUAAAAAGUAAUCAAUAG